AUGGUUGACAAUCGGCAAAAGAUGUUGAGCAAAGCUGUUAGUUUAAAGAGCGAAGUUGAUCCGACAAGGCAGGCACAAAUACACACACCUGAAUACAAGCCUAAACCCCCAAAGGCCCAAAACCUAUCACAACACAUCAUGCACUUCCGUCCCCCGGCCACCCCUUUCUCUCUCUACACUACACUUUCCCGCCACUUUUCCUCCACCAGUACCACCACCAAGCUUCCAAGAAUCCACAACCUCUCCAAAAUACCCUCCAGGCACAGACCACAAGCCAUCCAAGAAGCCCAAAAGGUUCUCACAGACUACCUUCACGCAACCAGAUAUUUACCCUUCACCUACGCCGAACACAUAAGCAAGAACUCGCUCCUAUCUCUCUCAAAUGUCAUUUCGAAAGUCGAUUUUUCACCCUCAACAUUCUCAAAAGCCGUUCAGAGAUUCCUCAGGUAUCACCCUAUCAAUGAAUUUGAGUUUUUCUAUGAAAGCAUUGGCAUUAAUCACGAGGAAAUCAAUGGGUUGUUGCCUGUGAAUAAGUUUUUUUUAUUGGAAGAUUUGCGAGUUUUCAACGCUGCUUGCGCGCUUGCUGGUUUUGGGUUUCCCUGGAACAAGUUGGGCAUAUUAUAUAAAGAAGAAGCUUCGAUUUUUAACAAAGAACCGCGUGAAUUGAAUGAAAGGCUUUGUGGGUUUAAAGAUUAUGGGUUUAAUAGUGUGACAAUUAUUGGUAUCUGUUUGAUUUUCCCUUAUGUUUUGAGUGAAAUUUCUGAGUUGAGUGAAAUUGAUGCUCUGUUUGAUGAUUUGAAGCAGAUUUUGAUUGAUUAUGAUUUGGUUAGUUUUGUAGAGGGGAAUGUAGAUGCUUGGUGUGAGGUUUGUAGGAAAAUUCGGGUGUUUUAUGAUUUGGAUUGCGAGAAAGGGAAGGUAGGGGAAUUGAUGGGCAGGAGCAAAAACAUUUUUCUGGAAUACCCAGAAGAGGUUUUGGUCCUAAAGGUGGACUUCUUUUCCAGAUUGGGUGUUAGAAAGGGGGAGAUUGCACAGUUACUUCUUUCAAAACCGGAGAUUCUUGAUUUUGACUUGGAGAGCCCAGUGAUUUCAGUGUUGGGAUUUUUGAAACAUUUUGGAUUGAGAGCAAAAGAAUUGAAGUCAAUCACUGAAAGGUACCCAUAUGUUUUGGGUAGAAAUAAAAUAGCCAAUGUGCCUCAUGCAAUGAAAUCAUUGGAUCUUAGUGAGUGGUUCUUCGAUAAGAUGAAAAAUGGGGAUCAUGUUCUGUUAAGUACUUAUCAUAUUGGUACUCCUGAUGAAGCCUUGGAUAAAGAGUAUACAGAGCACUUGGAAAGAAUUCAGUCUUUAAGAACAAACAUCCAUAUGAUUAGUAAGUUGAAUUUCUUACAUUCUAUUGGUUAUGGAGAGAAUAAAUUGACCAUAAAGGUCUUCACUCACUUGCAUGGAAGUAGUUGUGAUUUAAAGGAGAGAUUUGAUUGCCUUCUUCGUAACGGGGUUGGAUUUUCAAAACUCUGUAAAAUGGUUAGCUGGUCCCCAAAGAUUUUAAACCAACAACCGGAAAUACUUGAACAGAAAGUGAAGUUCCUUUGCCAGGAGAUGGGAUCCUCUUUGCAGUACCUUGACGUUUUUCCAGCAUAUCUGUGUUAUGACUUAGAGAAACGAAUCAAGCCUAGAUACAGAUUUCAUAUGUGGCUUACAGAAAAGGGCUUGUGCGAGAAAGAUUAUUCCAUUGCAAGCAUGAUUGCGACCAGUGAGAAGAGUUUCAUAGCCAGAAUUUAUGGCAUUCAUCCAGCUGCUCCAAAAAAGUGGUUGGAGAGUUUCUUAAACAAAAAGCAUAGCCACAUUUGCCAAGGGACAUUACUCUUGUAAUCGGGUUUAUACAAUGAUUGUACAUUCUGUAGCUGAUCAGUAACUUAGACGAUAAAGUCAGAGUUCUGAGCCCUUUCGAGAUGGUAGCACUCGGAAAUCUGCUUAUGUAUUCUGAUAAUUCUUUGUCUACUGGUUUUUCUUUGUUUACAGGAAGAGAAGUGGUAUUUCAUUUUGAAGUGCCGAGGAGCUGUGGGGAAAAAUAAAAUCUAUCAUAAACCACAGGGGUCGUUAAAGAAAUCAAGAACAAUACACAACAACUCUGGUAUGGAUUGAAGUUUAGCUUUUCCUGGAAUAACACUAUUCAAUCUCUUUUUAUUGUGAAAUAUAAAUUUUGUUAAGUGACCAUUCAUAUUCAUCGAAGGUCUAAUCUUGUAAUUUUGAAUUACCAACAUGCCUUUGUUUUUAUAUUGAUGAAUGAUUUAAUGCUAUAACUGUUUUUUUUUUUUUUGUU
Molecule: messenger RNA, 2317 nt
Organism: Ilex paraguariensis (yerba mate)
Lineage: Eukaryota; Viridiplantae; Streptophyta; Magnoliopsida; Aquifoliales; Aquifoliaceae
Source: the annotation of a GenBank genome assembly